CGGGGGGCGGAGCGAGGCGGCCUCGGGCCCGGCUACGCCGUCAGCAUCAGCCAAGAUGGCGGCGCGGAGGUCCCGCACCGCCUCAGAACGUGAUAGUGAUGAUGAUUCCUAUGAAGUGUUGGAUUUAACAGAGUAUGCACGGCGUCACCACUGGUGGAAUCGUCUCUUUGGGCGGAAUUCAGGACCAAUUGUAGAAAAAUACUCCGUAGCUACCCAGAUUGUGAUGGGCGGUGUGACUGGCUGGUGUGCGGGAUUUUUGUUCCAGAAAGUCGGAAAGCUUGCAGCAACUGCAGUAGGUGGUGGCUUUCUUCUGCUUCAAAUCGCUAGUCACAGUGGAUAUGUACAAGUUGAUUGGAAGAGAGUUGAAAAAGAUGUAAACAAAGCAAAAAAACAGUUAAAAAAACGUGCAAAUAAGGCAGCUCCUGAAAUCAAUACUCUAAUUGAAGAGUCAACAGAAUUUAUCAAACAGAACAUUGUGGUGUCCAGUGGAUUUGUUGGAGGCUUUUUGUUAGGCCUGGCAUCGUAAGGACCUGAAUCGUCUCUUCCUGAUGUCAUUCCUGUCAGCAAAGAACAGUGGUGAUAUCACGCUGUCUUAAAAGCAGUGUGGGUCACUGGGCCUUCCAGAGCAAGACGAGUGGACUAGUUAGAAAACUUGGAAGCUUUUACAUUUCAGGCCUUUGCCUCUCGAAGCUUGGCAAAACUAGGAUUUGCUGAAAAACGGUGCAGUGUGCUCAUUAUAGCAUUGCUGGGCAAAACUGGUUCAUCUUCAUCAUGACUGUUUUUAUCUAUGACCUUUCAAGAUCUAGCAUUUUUUUAAAAUGUUAUUCUUGGAGUACAGAAUGUAACCAUACUGUAAGAAAGCAAGCUUCAUUUCUGUUUUCAGUUAAAUACUGUUCAUUCUAAAAGUACUUUUCUUCAUGCUGUAGUAGAUGACAUCAAUGACUACACGACGUAUAUGGUACUGUAGUUUCAGCCUCAUGGCUGCCCAUGUUCUUUAGAAAUCUCUGCAAUAAACUAUCAGUCUGUAAUACCUUUUUACAGAGUAUUAAAUAACAAAGAAUCAUGAGCUUAUUAAAAGUGAAAAUUAA
This is a messenger RNA of Pogoniulus pusillus (Red-fronted tinkerbird), 1088 nucleotides long. It is a transcript of the gene FUNDC1, whose product is annotated as FUN14 domain containing 1. Lineage: Eukaryota; Metazoa; Chordata; Aves; Piciformes; Lybiidae. Bases 56 to 526 code for a protein of 156 amino acids. Gene Ontology annotation, biological process: autophagy of mitochondrion. Gene Ontology annotation, cellular component: mitochondrial outer membrane. The transcript has 5 exons. The record is from RefSeq and is a predicted model, not a curated record.